Molecule: messenger RNA, 1304 nt
Organism: Fusarium redolens
Lineage: Eukaryota; Fungi; Ascomycota; Sordariomycetes; Hypocreales; Nectriaceae
Product: putative amidoligase
Exons: 3
Coding region: 396-1304 (302 amino acids)
Source: RefSeq, a predicted model, not a curated record
CUUGCACUUUGUGCUCUGUCGGUCCAGCGGCUGAUAUGAUUUGGUGAUGAUGACUGCAUAAUCGGUCUGUUGGUGGCUACCAAUCAAGAUUGGCACAAUGGUGCUGUGCGUUUUCCUGCCUCUCUGACUCCCAUGUGAAAUUGCACUUUGGGCCCUUUAUGCUUUCUUCGAUGUAUCAAUAUGGAAAAAGGAAUCCCGGACCGCCAGCCCAGACCACAGUCACUGUAAGCAUUAGGGAACAUGUCCCCUACCCUAGUGUCAAGCCAGGGAACAGGCGGCUGAGCCUUGUUAGGGGUGAAAUGUCAAAUAUCUAGCCAUCAGAAGGACGACGAUAGCAGCUGAUGCACAGUUUCUGUUGAUAGUUUCCAAAUUACUACUUUUCGUCUCAUCUACCCAUGGCUGAUUAUCAUUUCGGUAUUGAGAUUGAAGUCAUUGUCGGACCUCACAAGGUUCGGUCACCACUUAGCACUCAGCAUGCUCUGUACUAUGGCAAGCUUGCUGCGUCCCUCCGAAAACGAGGACUGAAGGCCAAGGCGGAUGACUUGCAACAAGGCUACACCAAGCGACCCGAACACUACGACAAAUGGUGGAUCACCAAGGACGGAUCUCUUGGGUCCCAUACAGAUAAGAUUCCAAUGGAGGCUGUCUCCCCAGUCCUCAGCUUGAGGGCAAACUGGGAACAUGAGAUCGACGUAUUCUGGACCGCAAUGCGUGUUGUUUUUCAUAUGCCUGAUCGAUCGCUUCUUUGCGGGAGCCACAUCCACGUAUCCAAGGGUCUCAAUCAGACAUUCACCCUUCCUCAAGUUAAGAAGAUCGCCUUUGGAGUCGUCUAUUAUGAACCGCUCAUCCUCCAGCUUCUCAUGCGAGAGCGAGCGAACAACCGAUACUGCAAGCAAAAUACACUGAACUCGACGCAGCUGAUGCGCUGCAACGGCAGCUAUAACGCUAUGGCGGAGCUCAUCAAGAGUGCAACGAGCACGACGACCCUGAAGAACAUUAUGCAGAACGAUAGGUACGUUCUGUGGAAUUUCGACAACAUCGUCCCUCAGGGCUCUGGAACUAUUGAGUUCAGAGGCGGUAGGUGCCUCAGGGGAGAGAUCAGAACAAAGCGAUGGAUUGCUUUUACGAUUGCUUUGAUACAAGCUCUACUCAACAUGAAUAACAUCUCAAAUCCGAAUGUUUCGACUCUGGAAUCAUGGACGCCAGAGGGUCUUUACACUAUGAUCAAGAAAGCUGCCAGUCAGCUUUCUUUGAGAGACUCCCUCCCGGAGGACUGGAAGGUCUUGAAUGAAUCCCAGAGAUGA